This is a messenger RNA of Penicillium griseofulvum, 624 nucleotides long. RefSeq names its product CFEM domain-containing protein. The record is from RefSeq and is a predicted model, not a curated record. NCBI's taxonomy places the organism in Eukaryota, Fungi, Ascomycota, Eurotiomycetes, Eurotiales, Aspergillaceae. The transcript is spliced from 3 exons. The coding region runs from base 1 to 624 and encodes 207 amino acids.
AUGCGUCUCUCUGCUGCUGUUGUUGUGCUCGCUGCCGGUGCCGUCGCUAGAGCUCAGCUAUCCAAUAUCCCCCAAUGCUCUCUUACCUGCUUCACCUCUGCCCUCGGAAGUGACGGCUGCUCUGAGCUCACGGAUUUCGCGUGCCAUUGCCAAACGCCUGGCCUCGUAGGGGAGAUUGUGCCAUGCAUCAAUGAAUCCUGUGAUGUCCCGGACCGAAAAGCUGUCUCCAGCAUCGUUGAUAACUUGUGCUCCGGUGUUGGCCAUCCGAUCUCUAUUACCGGGGUGGACACAUCGGCUCCCAUAACGACUGGAACAGGAGCUGUCCCAACCUCCUCGAGAAGCUCCAAUUCCACUACCACAAACAGUGGUACUUGGUCAAGCUGGUCGAGCUCCAAGUCUACGACAACAAUUACUUCCACGAUCAGUGGAACCUCGCCAAGCACCCCAACUUCGUCCACGGUCGGCGGUGGGUCAGGCUCCCCGAUUUCGUCUUCGACCAACCCAGGCUCGCCCCAGCAGACCCCGGGCGCCCCUGAGUUCAAUGGUGCCUCUGCUAUUGCACCCGGAGCUGUCCAGAUGGUUGGUAGUGUUAUCCUGCUCGCCAGUAUGGUCUUCUUUGUUUGA